This is a messenger RNA of Moneuplotes crassus, 1214 nucleotides long. NCBI's taxonomy places the organism in Eukaryota, Ciliophora, Spirotrichea, Euplotida, Euplotidae. The record is from the annotation of a GenBank genome assembly.
UUUAAAAAUGAGGAACAAUACAGAACUCAUCUCAGAUUUCAACAUUACUCGUUCAUCGAAUAAGUUAAGAAUACUUAACACGAAUGAAAGUGGGUAUGGGCAUCAACAAAUCAGAAGUCCAGCCAUCUAUACCGUUAAAGACUUCUUCAUAGACAAAUAUAAAGUUAGCAACAAAGCCAAGAGAUCCACUCAGAGCAGUUUGAUGAAAAGAGGCACGAGGAGAAGGAAUAUUGCACUUGCAAGUAACCAAAAUGCUCUAGUAAAAUCAGAAGCAGGAGAGCGCCUAAAAAGUAAGAAUGAUAGAGACAGAUCACAUCAAGGAUUAAGCGAAGAGGCUUCUCUAAUACUAAAUGAAAGCUCCAGAUUCAAAGCUCGGAAAGUUCAGAAACAAGGUUUUAGAAUACUUUCCAAUGGUAAUGAAUCUGUGAUAACUUUUUCCAAGUUAUCAAGAGCAAAGAAGAGAUUGGCUUCACAACUAAUCAAGAAAGGACUUGACAAUAAGUUUUGAUGAGCCACUCCAAUGGUUAACACUGAUUUAAAUGAUAGUCCAGCAGUUAAAGUCAAAGACGAGAAUCCACCUAUCCAGCCUUCAAAGCAUGAUAUAUCUUUAGAAAUCGAGUUAGAUGUUUCUGACGUUCCUCAUAAGCCCAAAGAGCCUCCAAUAUUUGAAAAUAAAAUAAACUUAAAAACUCAGUCUGGGAACUCAUUCAGUCAGGCUUCUCUAGCUCCAAAGGUGAAGACUAGGACUAUUUUCAGCAAGAAGAACAAGAUCCGUAAAAAAUUUGCAAAGAUUAGGUCGUACAACAACCUUGAGAGAGACAAAUCAGAGCGGAUCAAGGUCAUGGAGAAGAAGAGAAGGCUAAUGAUUAAAAACUUGAAAAGAAUCCCCCAGAACGUGUCCAAACUUAAUAUUUCAGAGCCAGGCUUAGCUUCAUUUGAUUAUCUGAGGAAGGAGACAACCAAAUCGAAUUUGAAAGCACAGCUGGUGAACACAUCCAAACGAGUGAGAAGAGCCAAGAAAUAUUAGGCACAAAGAUUAGGAUGGGAGAAAAUCCAAUUGGGCCAUUGUCACAAGGUAGAUCAAGAGGUCUUGGAAAUGUAUCAGCUAAGCAAUAACGCUUUGGGAUAGAGUGUUGAUAAUAAUGUACUAUAUUCUAUUCAAAUCUUAGCUUACUCUAAUGGAAUGUACAUAAUAUAUCCGUGAUUUACAAUUU